This is a messenger RNA of Alligator sinensis (Chinese alligator), 11176 nucleotides long. RefSeq names its product calcium voltage-gated channel subunit alpha1 D (gene CACNA1D). Bases 372 to 6689 code for a protein of 2105 amino acids. The transcript is spliced from 48 exons. Gene Ontology annotation, cellular component: membrane; voltage-gated calcium channel complex. Gene Ontology annotation, biological process: calcium ion import across plasma membrane. The record is from RefSeq and is a predicted model, not a curated record. Lineage: Eukaryota; Metazoa; Chordata; Crocodylia; Alligatoridae. Gene Ontology annotation, molecular function: high voltage-gated calcium channel activity.
UUGAUGAGGGGCACUGCCUUCCUACAGGUGCCCUCCGCACCAGGCUGUUGCGUUAGCCAGGCGGCUCCCAAGACAGGGGCCUGUGCUGGCUUCAUAAGGUUGUUUUGCCUUCCCCGGUGGCCUUUCGCACGGAGGUUAUUUCAGUAGCUUUGCUGAACUCAUAGUUGGUUUUCCUUUGUAAAGGUCUCACAGUCUUUUCCCCUCUGGUAACUCGCCGUGCACAAGAGGGAAACUAUGCAAGUAGCACCAGAAUUCCUCUCCCUGGUGACGGACCAAUUAUUCAGUCAAACAGUUCAGCACCAUCCAAGCAAACUGUUCUAUCUUGGCAAGCUGCAAUUGAUGCUGCUAGACAAGCCAAGGCUGCCCAAACUAUGAGCACCACAGCAGCCCAACCUGUAGGAUCUCUGUCCCAAAGAAAACGCCAGCAAUAUGCCAAGAGCAAAAAACAGGGUAAUACGUCUAACAGUCGGCCGCCCCGUGCCCUUUUCUGUUUGUCCCUCAAUAACCCAAUCCGAAGAGCCUGCAUUAGUAUAGUAGAAUGGAAACCAUUUGACAUAUUUAUACUACUGGCUAUUUUUGCCAAUUGUGUGGCCUUAGCUGUUUACAUCCCAUUCCCAGAAGAUGAUUCUAAUUCAACUAAUCAUAACUUGGAAAAAGUAGAAUAUGCCUUCCUGAUAAUUUUUACAAUUGAAACAUUUUUGAAGAUUAUAGCAUAUGGAUUAUUAUUACACCCCAAUGCAUACGUUAGAAAUGGAUGGAAUUUACUGGAUUUUGUAAUAGUAAUAGUAGGAUUAUUUAGUGUAAUUUUGGAACAAUUAACCAAAGAAGCAGAAGGAGGUAGCCACUCAGGUGGCAAACCAGGUGGCUUUGAUGUCAAAGCCCUAAGAGCCUUUCGUGUAUUGCGACCUCUCCGGCUCGUAUCAGGAGUGCCCAGUUUACAAGUUGUCUUGAACUCCAUUAUAAAAGCCAUGGUCCCUCUGCUCCAUAUUGCCCUUUUGGUAUUAUUUGUAAUCAUAAUUUAUGCUAUCAUAGGAUUGGAACUUUUUAUUGGAAAAAUGCACAAAUCAUGUUUUCUUAUUGGUACAGAUAUAUUAGUUGAAGAAGAUCCAGCACCUUGUGCGUUCUCAGGGAAUGGACGUCAGUGUUCAGUGAAUGGCACUGAAUGUAAAGGCAGCUGGGUUGGACCAAAUGGAGGCAUAACCAACUUUGAUAACUUUGCCUUUGCAAUGUUAACUGUGUUCCAGUGUAUAACCAUGGAAGGAUGGACUGACGUGUUAUACUGGAUGAAUGAUGCUAUGGGAUUUGAAUUGCCAUGGGUGUAUUUUGUCAGUCUCGUCAUCUUUGGGUCAUUUUUCGUACUAAAUCUUGUUCUUGGUGUAUUGAGCGGAGAAUUUUCCAAGGAAAGAGAAAAAGCCAAGGCCCGCGGGGACUUUCAAAAGCUACGUGAAAAACAGCAGCUUGAAGAGGAUCUGAAAGGAUAUUUAGACUGGAUUACCCAGGCAGAAGACAUUGACCCUGAGAAUGAGGAGGGUGACGAAGAAGGCAAACGCAACACAAGUAUGCCUACUAGUGAAACUGAGUCUGUGAACACAGAGAAUGUCAGUGGAGAAGGAGAGAACCCCGUAUGCUGUGGAAAGCUGUGUCAAACUAUCUCAAAAUCCAAGUUCAGUCGACGCUGGCGUCGCUGGAACCGAUUCAAUCGAAGAAGAUGUAGAGCUGCAGUAAAAUCGGUCUCAUUUUAUUGGCUGGUUAUUGUCUUAGUCUUUCUAAACACAUUGACUAUCUCAUCGGAGCAUUACAAUCAACCUAACUGGUUGACCCAGAUCCAAGAUAUUGCCAACAAAGUUCUUCUGGCUUUAUUCACCUGUGAAAUGUUAGUAAAAAUGUACAGCUUGGGCCUACAGGCUUAUUUUGUAUCCCUCUUUAAUCGUUUUGAUUGCUUCGUUGUUUGUGGUGGCAUUGUUGAAACCAUAUUGGUGGAGUUGGAAAUUAUGUCACCUCUUGGAAUCUCAGUGUUUCGCUGUGUUCGUCUUCUACGUAUUUUUAAAGUAACAAGGCACUGGACAUCCCUGAGCAACUUGGUAGCAUCCUUGUUAAACUCAAUGAAGUCCAUUGCUUCACUGUUGCUUCUGCUUUUCCUCUUCAUCAUAAUCUUCUCAUUGCUUGGAAUGCAGCUGUUUGGAGGCAAAUUUAAUUUUGAUGAAACUCAAACAAAACGGAGCACCUUCGAUAAUUUUCCACAAGCUCUUUUAACUGUAUUCCAGAUCCUAACCGGUGAAGACUGGAAUGCUGUUAUGUAUGAUGGCAUUAUGGCAUAUGGUGGUCCAUCAUCAUCAGGCAUGAUAGUCUGCAUAUACUUCAUUAUCCUCUUCAUUUGUGGUAACUAUAUCUUGCUAAAUGUCUUCUUGGCCAUUGCUGUGGAUAACUUGGCAGAUGCUGAAAGUCUGAAUACAGCUCAGAAAGAAGAAGCAGAAGAAAAGGAGAGGAAAAAGAAUGCCAGAAAAGAGAGUCUGGAAAAUAAAAAAGGUGACAAAUCGGAAGGUGACCAGAAGAAGUCCAAGGAUAGUAAGGUAACAAUUGCUGAAUAUGGAGAAGGAGAAGAUGAAGAUAAAGAUCCUUAUCCACCUUGUGAUGUACCAGUAGGUGAAGAGGAGGAAGAGGAGGAAGAAGAACCGGAGGUACCAGCUGGCCCACGGCCCCGAAGAAUAUCUGAACUGAAUAUGAAAGAGAAGAUUACACCAAUUCCUGAAGGGAGUGCCUUUUUCAUAUUCAGCAGCACCAAUCCAAUUCGAGUGGGGUGCCACAGGCUUAUCAACCACCAUAUUUUUACCAAUCUCAUCCUUGUCUUCAUCAUGCUGAGCAGCAUUUCUUUAGCAGCAGAAGACCCAAUUCGUAGUCAUUCUUUUAGAAAUAAUAUACUUGGUUACUUUGACUAUGCUUUCACAGCCAUCUUUACUGUUGAAAUCCUGUUAAAGAUGACAACUUUUGGAGCAUUCCUUCAUAAAGGUUCUUUCUGUAGGAAUUACUUCAAUUUGCUGGACUUGCUGGUUGUGGGUGUUUCUCUGGUAUCAUUUGGGAUUCAGUCAAGUGCAAUCUCAGUUGUGAAGAUACUGAGAGUUUUAAGAGUCUUGAGACCCCUAAGGGCAAUAAACAGAGCAAAGGGACUGAAGCACGUUGUUCAAUGUGUCUUUGUUGCUAUUAGAACUAUUGGCAAUAUCAUGAUUGUUACAACCCUGCUGCAGUUCAUGUUCGCCUGUAUUGGUGUACAGCUAUUCAAGGAAAAAUUCUAUCGGUGUAGUGAUGAAGCAAAGCAGAAUCCAGAGGAGUGCCGGGGAAUAUACAUUGUUUAUAAAGAUGGAGAUGUUGAUAAUCCAGUGGUUAGAGAAAGGGUUUGGCAAAAUAGUGAUUUCAACUUUGACAAUGUGCUGUCUGCCAUGAUGGCCCUUUUCACUGUUUCUACCUUUGAAGGCUGGCCAGCAUUACUGUACAAAGCCAUAGACUCAAAUGGAGAGAAUGUAGGCCCAGUAUAUAACUACAGAGUGGAGAUUUCCAUCUUCUUUAUCAUAUAUAUCAUCAUCAUUGCUUUCUUUAUGAUGAACAUAUUUGUCGGUUUUGUCAUUGUUACCUUCCAAGAACAGGGAGAACAAGAAUACAAGAACUGUGAGCUGGAUAAAAAUCAGCGCCAGUGUGUAGAAUAUGCCUUGAAGGCACGUCCACUGCGUAGAUACAUUCCAAAAAAUCCUUAUCAGUACAAGUUCUGGUAUGUGGUGAACUCCACUGGGUUUGAAUACAUCAUGUUUGUCCUCAUCAUGCUGAACACACUUUGCUUGGCCAUGCAGCACUACGAACAGUCAAAGCUUUUUAAUGAUGCAAUGGAUAUUUUGAAUAUGGUUUUCACGGGAGUAUUCACCGUUGAAAUGGUUUUGAAAGUCAUUGCAUUCAAACCCAAGGGCUAUUUUAGUGAUGCCUGGAACACGUUUGACUCCCUCAUCGUUAUUGGCAGCAUAGUAGACGUCGUUCUCAGUGAAGCUGAUCACUAUUUCACUGAUGCAUGGAACACUUUUGAUGCCUUAAUUGUUGUUGGUAGCGUCGUUGAUAUUGCUAUAACAGAAGUUAAUAACUCUGAAGACAGCGCUAGAAUCUCCAUCACUUUUUUCCGUCUCUUCCGGGUGAUGCGACUGGUGAAGCUUCUCAGCAGGGGUGAAGGAAUCCGAACUUUAUUGUGGACAUUUAUUAAGUCAUUUCAGGCUCUGCCAUAUGUUGCUCUUCUGAUAGCUAUGCUGUUUUUCAUCUAUGCUGUAAUCGGAAUGCAGGUUUUUGGGAAAGUUGCCAUGAGAGACAAUAAUCAAAUUAACAGGAAUAACAAUUUCCAGACUUUCCCCCAGGCAGUGUUGCUGCUGUUCAGGUGUGCAACUGGGGAAGCAUGGCAGGAAAUUAUGCUGGCCUGUUUACCUGGAAAGCGCUGUGAUCCAGAAUCUGAUUAUAAUCCAGGGGAAGAAUACACAUGUGGAAGCAAUUUUGCCAUUAUUUAUUUCAUCAGUUUUUAUAUGCUCUGUGCAUUUUUGAUUAUCAACUUGUUUGUGGCAGUCAUCAUGGACAAUUUUGAUUAUUUGACACGUGACUGGUCUAUUCUGGGACCUCAUCAUUUGGAUGAAUUCAAAAGGAUAUGGUCUGAGUAUGAUCCUGAGGCAAAGGGCAGAAUAAAGCAUCUUGAUGUAGUUACAUUGUUGCGUCGUAUUCAGCCUCCACUUGGCUUUGGCAAGUUAUGUCCCCAUCGAGUGGCAUGCAAGAGGCUAGUAGCCAUGAACAUGCCACUAAACAGUGAUGGAACAGUCAUGUUCAAUGCUACAUUAUUUGCUUUGGUGAGGACAGCUCUGAAGAUCAAAACAGAAGGGAAUCUAGAGCAAGCAAAUGAAGAACUUAGAGCAGUUAUAAAGAAAAUCUGGAAGAAAACCAGCAUGAAGCUCCUUGAUCAAGUUGUUCCUCCAGCUGGUGAUGAUGAGGUAACCGUGGGGAAGUUCUAUGCCACCUUCCUGAUACAGGACUACUUUAGGAAAUUCAAGAAACGCAAAGAACAAGGACUGGUGGGGAAAUAUCCUGCGAAGAACACCACGAUUGCUCUACAGGCGGGACUAAGGACACUUCAUGACAUUGGUCCUGAAAUUCGUCGAGCUAUAUCCUGUGACUUGCAAGAUGAUGAGCCAGAAGAAAAUAACCAAGAGGAAGAGGAAGAUGUCUAUAAAAGGAAUGGUGCCCUGUUUGGAAAUCACAUAAACCAUGUAAGCAGUGAUAGAAGAGAUUCGUUUCAGCAGAUCAAUACCACACACCGUCCCCUGCAUGUCCAGCGGCCUUCAAUUCCAUCUGCAAGUGACGCCGAGAAAAACAUAUAUGCUCAUGCAGGAAAUUCCGUGUUCCACAAUCAUCAUAACCACAACUCAGUAGGAAAGCAAGUUCCAAAUUCAACAAAUGCCAAUCUCAAUAAUGCCAACAUGUCCAAAGUUGCUAAUGGAAAGCACCCAAACGUUGGAAAUCAUGAGCACAGAUCUGAAAACGGGUAUCACUCAUACUCCAGAGUUGAUCAUGAUAAACAUAGAAGAUCAAGCAGCAAGAGAACACGAUAUUAUGAAACUUACAUUAGGUCAGAAUCUGGUGAUGGGCAUCUACCCACUAUUUGCCGUGAAGAUCAUGAUGUUCGAGAUUAUUGCAAUGAUGAUCAUUAUUUUGGAGAGCCCGAAUAUUUUAGUGGAGAAGAAUAUUAUGAAGAAGACAGCAUGUUGUCAGGAAACAGGCAUACAUCUGACUAUAACUACAGAUAUCACUGUCAUGACUCUGAUUUUGAGCGACCAAAAGGUUACCAUCACCCACAUGGGUUUUUUGAAGAAGAUGAUUCACAGAUCUGUUAUGAUGCAAAAAGAUCUCCUAGAAGACGGUUGCUACCUCCCACGCCAACACCAAAUCGUCGAUCUUCCUUUAACUUCGAAUGCCUCCGCAGACAAAGUAGUCAAGAUGAUAUAACACUCUCUCCUACUUUCCACCACCGCACUGCUUUACCACUGCACUUAAUGCAACAACAGGUCAUGGCUGUUGCAGGUCUGGAUUCCAGUAAAGCACAUAAGCAUUCACCAAGUCGUUCAACACGUUCCUGGGCCACCCCACCAGCCACCCCUCCCAACAGGGACCGUACUCCAUAUUACACCCCUCUCAUCCAAGUUGACAGGGCUGAAUCUACAGAACACAUGAAUGGCAGCCUGCCUUCUUUGCAUAGGAGCUCCUGGUACACAGACGAUCCUGAUAUCUCCUACCGAACAUUCACACCAGCCAGUUUAACCGUACCUAAUGACUUUAGGCAUAAACAUAGUGACAAACAAAGAAGUGCAGACAGCUUGGUAGAAGCGGUACUUAUAUCUGAAGGCCUUGGGCGAUAUGCAAAGGACCCUAAAUUUGUUUCAGCAACGAAACACGAGAUUGCUGAUGCUUGUGACAUGACUAUUGAUGAGAUGGAAAGUGCAGCAAGUAACCUUCUCAAUGGAAACAUUAGCAGUGGGACCAAUGGGGAUAUGUUUCCCAUUUUAAGUAGGCAAGAUUAUGAACUUCAAGACUUUGGUCCGGGUUAUAGUGAUGAAGAACCAGACACUGGUAGAUAUGAAGAGGACUUAGCUGAUGAAAUGAUAUGCAUUACAACUUUAUAGUAUUUAGCAAGGAGAAAAUGAUUUCAAUAACAGAAAAAGUGCCUCAUAGUUCAAAGAUGCUAGGCACUAGUUGGAAGUAAUAAUGAAACUAGUUUUGUACAAGUGAUGUCACACCUCAAGGAAGCCAUAAUUUAUUUAUUAGUGUCUCUAGGUUGUUGAAAUGUGAUCAAAGCUGCAAUGUGUCAAGUCCUUUUCCACAGAAUCUUCAGUUCCUUUGCAGGAAUAGGGUUAUGUCAAACCAGAUUCUGACAAUCCCAUUUUCAGAGGGCUAGAGAAGGAUUUUGAGGUGUAAUAUCUUGCCUGUCUUUUAAUCUUGUGCUACUGUCCUUCAUAGUGAAGCAGAAGUUUGUCAAAGCAAUGUCAGUAAAAGUCCAGCACAAAAGUAUGUGGAGAAGAUGACCAUGUAAGACAGGUGAUGACAAUCAGAAGCGUCAUUACCUCUGCGUUCAAUAGCAUAUCAAAUAUUCACAGCAUAUCCAUUCCGAUUUUGUUUUCAAACUUGCCUCCUGGUUUUUUUGUUUGUUUUUUUUACCAUUAUUCUAAGAUACAAUGUGUCAUGCUCUACCUGUUAGAGAUCAUUAAAAAAAGAAACCAGAAAACCUUUCUGUCAUAUGUAACACCAGUUUACAUAGGAAAAUAUCAUUCAGAUAGUCUGUUUUAUGACUAUCAUGUUAAGGGCAAAAUAUACUGGAAUAAUUGCAUUCUUACUAAUGCACUUGCAACCAGGUUAAAGUAGAAUUAGAUAAGAUAGUUUGUUUAAAAAUUAUAUAGUAGAAAUUAUUGUAAAUGAAUUGUAAUAUACAAUAAUUUGUAUUUGUAAAGAGAUGUUCUAUAUUUUGUAAUUAUUGUACCGUAAUUGAACUGCAGCAAUAUUUAUGGACCCUAAUUAUUGUAAUUCUCCACAGAAUUCUAGAUAUAAGUAUUUUUACUCGGAUUAUAUAGUUCUAUAGGAUAAAUAUUUAAAUAGAGCCACCUUCUCAAUGUAAAUCUCUUUUUUGGAUAUAAUGUCAAGUUUUAAAGGAAACUUGACAACACAGAUUUUUUUAAAAAAAUAUUUUAAGUCAAUACAAAUCUGUCUUUACAUAAGGGAUGCACAGUUGACUAUUUGCAGUCUUAUACAUGAAAAGUUAAAAAUGAACUUAUUUUAAAAUUUUUGAUUGACAAUAAACUGUGAUUUUAUCUUUUAAUAACCCCACAAAAUAGAUCAUACUGAUUUUGAAAAUUGGCGAGACCAUACCAAGGUACUAUUAACCUUGUGACAAUUAUGAAUUUUAACAAAAAUGAUAAUUUUAACUAAGUUGUUUGCCUCCGUAUAUAGCAUUUGAUUUGGAAAUAACUUUGCAGCUGGAUUAAAAUUUUAUUGAAUCCCUUGUAUGUGUCGCUCUUCUCAUAAUGAAAAAUCUAAUCAAGUGACUCUACAGAAUCAAAAGAUUCCUGAGAAGCUAAAUAGUACUUUGUUGCCUCUACCCUUUCUGCUGGUCUAGCUAAAGGAUUUGUUUUUAUGCAAUCAAAAGAGGGCUUAGAUAUUGUUCACAAUGCAGUAAAACCCUGAUACAAGUUUUUGAGAUUAGUACAGCCUUGAAGAAAAAUAAAAAAAUCUCAAAAUCUGUUUAUUUUCUUAACACUGGAUAAAACUGACUUGUUGCUGACAAGUUGUCUUAUCAGGAUUUACCUGUACUUCACAAGAUAGGUAACAAUUCAGUUCACAUUUUUAAAAUGUGAUGUUUAAAACCUGUCAAUAAACAUUUUGUACAUAAUGUCAAUUUCCUAUGGAUACCUUACAGACCUCCUCUGGAAUCAUUCUUAUUCAAAUGCCAGGAUAAUAACUUAAGUAUUUGUAAAUUAUUUCUUGACCUACAUCAUUUUGUAUUAAAACAAAUGCAAAAUGUUCUUCAGAAUAAAACUGUGUAAUAAUUUUAUUAUACUUUGGACUCCUUUCCAUGAAUGGCAUCUCUAAAAGUUAAAUUCUUAGUGCAGUGUUUAGAGGGAAAGGACAUCCUUUCAUUUGGAAAAUAUGAUCCUUAGCCCAGAAUACUACAGUCCUUAACUUCCUUUAUAUGAGUGCUCUUCUGCAUAAAAAAAUCCAGAUACUUGAAGCUGAACAGGAGAUUUGUGUAUAAUGGGACAUCUUUAACAAGCCUGGAAAAAGAUAUUUAAAAAAAAACUAUUCUGUAAUGAAUAAGAUAUUUUUAACUAAAUCAUCCCCUACAGGCUAUCAGUUUGAGUCUUGCAUAUAUGCCACUUUCAACUAGGAUUUGCUGAGUUGGUUAUUUAGCAUUAAUCACUUCAAGUGUUUUCCUAGCUUACAAAAAACAGAACACUUUGAAAGUCUAGAAAAUAAUAGUUCCAGCUCAGAUGAGAUUAGCAUAAAAGUGGCAGUGGAGAAUUUCUAAAUUGGGAAGCAUAUAAUCGUGAAGCUGUAGAGACUUCAGUGGAUUAAUUCUCUAAAAAAGACCACCUUUAAGAUCAGAAGUUGGACACACAAAUUUACUUACUGCUUUUGAAAUCCUUCACUUAAAUCUCCUUGCUAUAGUGAUUCUUCAUAAGAGAUUCCAAAUUCUAUAGAUGACAUAAGUUACAUUUCUAAAACUAAGGCCCCAGUCCUACAAUAGAAUAUCCCCAACUCUUAUACUUGCAUAAAGACUAACUGACUUCCUUAGGACUUUAUGCACACAACUCACUUAAAAUAUAUCUCCUUAAUUAGAGCAGAUUCAUUUUUUUUUUUUUACAGGAAAAUACAGACUUUUAAAAAUUAUAGUUUAAAAAUGGGUUAUAAUGGUCAAUACUUCACUAUUACAACAAUAGAGCGGGGAUGGAAAUGUGUUAUAGAAUAAAGAUGCAUAGAACUUUCUACUUAGCAGUAAUACUGUAAGUCAGUACAAGUGUCUGUUUAAUGUCUACCCUUUAAACUCUUGUGAUUUGCAUUCAAUAAUUCCUUUAAUUAUGGAAAAUAACAGCAAUAGAUUGCCCUAUUUAAGCACAUCUGCCACAUUUGUAGGUCACUCUAUGUAUACCUUUCCACACAUACUGACCUAUUAAUAAAGCAUCCAGUCAUUAAUAGUUGUUGGAACAGACAUGGUCAAAUACAAUUUUUGCUAAGGAUAAUAUCAUCCACAAUUUGCACAGUAUAUUUUGGGAGUCAAAAGACCAGAGACCCAUCAUUCAAAAAUUGCUUGCAUCAUCUAAGAUGUGCCUGGUUUUCAUCAACAAUAACUCUUCAUUUUAAAUGUAUUUUUGUAAUAAAGUCUGUAAAUGAAUUAAUUCUUCUGCAAGUUUAGGUUUUCUGUAAAUAAGUUUUAAAUCCUAACCCAUCUGAUUGGCUGGGUCUAUAGGGUCACAUCACUUGGCUACCUCUGCUGAAAGCAAGUAUUUGAGUGACCUUUCAGAAACUCUGAAGACAAGAAAAAGUCAGUUUUACAAAUACUGCUAACUUUUUAUGUUUUUAAAAACAAUCUUUCACACUGAAGCAAACAUUAUAUGGGAAAAUCCAUACAAAAAGUAUACUUAAGGCCAAUCUUUGUUUUAUUCCAUUUUGCUAUUCCAAAUAUCUGUUGUUGAAUAAAUAUCUUCUCUAGCUUGAUUGUCAGUGAAUUCAGUUCAUGUCUGAGAGAGAGCAAAGAAAAUCUACUGCCAAGGAAAUGACAGGGAUCUCAUUAGCACAGGCUCCAGUAGAUAAAAAGAAUGAGGAAACUCCUAUAUGGCGCACAGAACCAGUAAGAUGCUGGCAUACUAAGAAUAGUAACAAUCCCAGCUCAAACAGACGUUGUUAACUGUAUUAGUAUCCUGAAGACUCUUCAGGAAGGCUUCUGCUGCUCACUUUGAGGAAAAGUGCAAACAGAUGGACUUGUAGUAUCAUUUGUACUACAACAUAAUGGGUGUGUUUACACAUGUCGCUAUGGCGACGUUGCUACUGCACCCUGAUUUAGUACUUCCUAUACCAGGAAGCACAUCGCUAUGAUGACAUAGCUGCUGGUCAAGCACAGACGCCCACAGAUGCUACAGCAACGUAGCAUCAAUGAAAAGAAAAUUUUUAUACAAGAGUCUAAGAAGCUUGAUUUUUCUGGACCCACCAGAAAAUGCUUGCUGUAACUCAAAGUGAGGUUAAGGUAAUUUUAAACAUGCUUCUGCAUCCUUCCACUCUUGGGCUGGUAGGCUCCAGCCUAGUCAUACCAUAUUUGAGCAUCUUGCAUGAACUACCAACAGCCCCCUGAGGCUAUCUGGAUAUAAGAACCACUUAAUCUGGAACCCACAAGACUGGACAAGGGCCAGCACAGGAGCCACCACUGCCAGCUCUGCACCACCCGAGGAUUUGGUUCAAUGGACAAAAUUCUCAAGGAACCGAUCCACUGCUGUACACCUGGUUUGAAUCACAGAAAUGACAUAACUCAGUCCUAGCCCUCUGGAGAUGAGGGCCUAAAUUAAUAAAAUAACUGCAGCUUCACAACAAUUAGAGUAAGUAUGGAUAAAGGAAAAAAAGAAAGGAAAAU